UUAUCAAUCUACAUUUACAUUAAAGUGAAGUAAUUUAUAAAUAAAAUAAAAUAAAAUAAAAGAAUAAACAAUAAUAAUUAUAUAAACAUAAUAAUAAUAAGAAUAGAACACAUAUAUUUAUAUAAUGGAGAGUUAUGAAAGUGUUUUAUUAGUAAAACCUGAAGUAUUUGUAUUUAUGAUACCUCCACGUACUACAAACAGAGGAUACAGAGCUGCUGAUUGGAAUUUAAAUGAUCCAACAUGGACAGGUCGUUUACGUUUAAUCACUAAAGAUGGUAAAUGUUCAAUUAAAUUGGAAGAUAAAACAAAAGGUGAACUAUUUGCUGAAUGUCCAAUAGAAACAUAUCCAGGCAUUGCAAUUGAACCUGUAAUGGAUUCAUCAAGAUAUUUUGUAUUAAGAAUUCAAGAUGAGAAUGGACGUACUGCAUUUAUUGGAUUAGGUUUUGGUGAUCGUAGUGAUUCAUUUGAUUUAAAUGUUGCAUUACAAGAUCAUUUUAAAUGGGUUAAAAAAGAACAACAAUUUGAAAAAGAAUCAAAUGAACCUGAAUUAGAUUUACGAUUUAAAGAAGGUGAAACUAUUAAAAUUAAUAUGAAGAUAACUAAAAAAGAUGGUACAGAGAGUAGCAGUAGCAGUAGUAGUGGUAAAAUAAAGAAUAAAACAUUUGGUGGUGUUGGUGGUAUAAUAUUAGCACCACCACCUGGUACAAAUACAUCAAAUAAUAUUAAAGUAGCACCACCAUCAACAAAUGUUACACCAACUGUAUCACCAUCACAUACUAAUGUUAAUGUUAAUGUUAAUGUUAAUAAUGAAGCUACAGCUGCAGCUGCAUCAUUAAAUAAUUGGUCUGAUUUUAAAUCAUCAUCAUCAACAACAACAGAUGUUAAUGAAUCAACAACAAUUACACCAGCUUCAACUAAAUCAACAGAUAAUUGGGUACAGUUUUAA
Messenger RNA from Chrysoperla carnea, 946 nucleotides. Its product is annotated as NECAP-like protein CG9132. Bases 125 to 946 code for a protein of 273 amino acids. Gene Ontology annotation, cellular component: membrane; clathrin vesicle coat. NCBI's taxonomy places the organism in Eukaryota, Metazoa, Arthropoda, Insecta, Neuroptera, Chrysopidae. The transcript is spliced from 5 exons. Gene Ontology annotation, biological process: endocytosis. The record is from RefSeq and is a predicted model, not a curated record.